GCGUUGGCCCAUUUCUAUUGUCCACAAAUUAUACCUCUUUUCUCAGCCCUUUCAUGGAGGAUUACACCCUUUCCAUACCUCUCCUAGCUACCCCCGCCGGCGCUCUCACCACCACCAUCGCCCCUACCAGCUGCGCAACCAAAAAAGAUGAUGAAAAUGGGGUUUUCUCAUCGGGUUCCAGUAUUAUUUACCGUCUUCUUUUGGUAAUUCUCAUCGGAACAAUCUCCAUAUGGGCAAACCACGAAGCAUCAAAAGGAUUCAAGGUAACCAUAAUUAACGCCGCCGCCAAAGAAUCUCCGGCAGGGCGACGGUUUGAUCUCUUUUACGUAUCAAACGAUGAAGCCACUCGGAUCAUCUUGAGCACAAGCGCCGUGGUCGAGAACAUUCUUUAUGCAGAUCAGUCCGACGACCAAACAAAGAAGCCAGUUCACCAUGUCGUUCUUCAGCUGGCUGCCGGCGACAACCUGACGGAGACCAAAGUCAGUGUGGACACAAGCAGAAGCAAAGAACCAGUUUAUGUCAUCAGUUUAAGUCCAUCAAUAAUGGAGGAAAGUAAUGUCAAGUACAGUGUCAUAUCAACCAUACAACGGGCCAUGGCUCGGAUAUGGCUCUGGGAUGGCAAGUCCAGGGCUCCACCUUGGCUCAUAGCUGGCAUGGAAGAGUAUAUAUGGAUGCAGGCUGGAUUUGGCCACCAUGAUAAAGAAACAGCACUACAUUCAAGAUCAAAAUUCAGACCAGAACAGUUUUGUUCAGUUCUUUCUCAGGUAUGUUCCAAAUCAAGUAAGUUGAGGCCUGGGUUGAAGAUGAACAUUAGUGCCAUUUGUGGCGAUCAUUGGAAAUGGGAAAAAACAGGUGGAGUUUGCAGGGAAGAAGAUGAUAAGAACCCAAAGAUUGUGGCACUGGCUUUGGGUUACAUUGAGCAGAAACACAAAGGGUAUGUUCAAGGAUUGAAUCAGAUUCUAAGAGAUGGAUGGGAUUGAAGAAAGCAGUAGCUGUCAAAUUUUUUUGGAACAAUUUGGGUUCACAUGGUUUGGGGCCAACCAGUCCAUUAUUUCAUGUUGGAACGAUAUGGAGGAGGCAUGUUAAAAAUGGGUGUUAUGUCUUGUUAUAUGAUAUUCAUAUCUCCACCUAUUAUCAACUGAUUCUAUAGAUAGAAUCCAGAUCAUUUCCCUUUUUUGUAUAAAUUUUUGUCAUUGAUUAUCUAUAUUGCUUGUAACGUUGAAGUUUAUAUUUUCAAAUCUAUAGAAUCUUGACCUUAAAGCGCAA
Molecule: messenger RNA, 1266 nt
Organism: Gossypium raimondii (Peruvian cotton)
Lineage: Eukaryota; Viridiplantae; Streptophyta; Magnoliopsida; Malvales; Malvaceae
Exons: 1
Coding region: 54-980 (308 amino acids)
Source: RefSeq, a predicted model, not a curated record